CUGCACACUUCCCGUCCUGACCCAGCCUCGAAACCACCCACCGACCCCUCCCCCGAAGACCGCGUCCCUCUCACCGCAAAGGAAGAAACUCUCCUCCGCGCGAAAACCGUCUUCGGAGAUCGGAACACUGCUGGCGAGGAGAGGAGGGCAUUGCUCGAGUCGCGGUCGCAGAUGAUCGCGGGCGUGCUGGUGCCGCCGCGGCCGGAGGAGCCGGAUAAUUGCUGCAUGUCUGGGUGCGUGAAUUGUGUGUGGGAGGUGUAUAGGGAGGACUUGGAGGAGUGGGUUGGGAAGAAGGCGGAGGCGAGGAGGAAGAUGGCGGAGAUGAAAGCACGGGGAGAGGGGAGUGGGAUGAUGCUUGAGGAUGCGGGAGGGGCGGCGCAUAGUGUUGUGAGUAUGGAUGAUGAUGGUGGGGGGUCGGAGACGAAUUGGGGUGUGGGGGAGGGGGGUGGGGAGGGGGAUCCGUUGGAAGGGAUUCCCGUGGGGAUCAGGGAGUUUAUGAAGACGGAGAAGAAGUUGAAGCAGAGGCAUCGGGAGGCGGGGGAG
Molecule: messenger RNA, 543 nt
Organism: Zymoseptoria tritici IPO323
Lineage: Eukaryota; Fungi; Ascomycota; Dothideomycetes; Mycosphaerellales; Mycosphaerellaceae
Exons: 2
Cellular component (GO): mitochondrion
Source: RefSeq, a predicted model, not a curated record